This is a messenger RNA of Trichobilharzia regenti, 1428 nucleotides long. NCBI's taxonomy places the organism in Eukaryota, Metazoa, Platyhelminthes, Trematoda, Strigeidida, Schistosomatidae. The record is from the annotation of a GenBank genome assembly.
AUGAUGGCGGUAGAUACAGCGAAUAAGUCAUUGACAUCGUUGUUGGAGAAGAUGGUAGCUGCUGAUACCGAUUACAGAUUUAUGGCUAUGAAUGAUCUUAUCAAUGAAUUACAAGUGAAUACACUUCGUUUAGAUCUUCAAAGUGAGAAAAGGGUUGUCGGACUUAUUCUUCGUCUUCUUCGAGAUCCUAGUGGUGAAGUUCAAAGUCUUGCAGUACAAUCGUUAGGUCCGUUGGCAACCAAAGUGAAAGAACAACAAAUUGUUACCAUUGUCAAAGAUCUUGUUGGUACUAUGGAGAAGGGUGGUGAAGGACAACUUCGCAGUAUAUGUAGUAUUGGUCUCAAGACUGUUGUCAAUGCUUUGCCUAAUGCAACUGAUAUGGCUGUGGUUCAAUCAGCUGUUCGUGAAGCUGUUUUACCUCUGCUUCACAUGGUUAUGUCGCACAAUGAUGAUAAUGUACGCGUUGAAGCUUGUGAAGUUUUAGCUGAAAUUAUUAAUCAUUUUGGCAAUCUCUUGACCAGCUAUCAUCUUGAUCUUCUCGAUUGUAUGAUCACUUGUCUUGGUUGUCCACAGACAACUCUACGUAAAAGAGCUAUUCAAGCCUUGGGUUUUCUAUCCUGGAUCAUCCCACAGAAGUAUUUCACUUCACUAGUUAGCUUCUUACUAUUUCGUUUACAAAUGAGUCCAUUUUUAUUAACCUCUCAGCCACCUAUGAAAAAUAUGGAUGAACAAUUAUCAAAGUUAAUCACUGAGAAUACCCUGUUUCAACGACCUCAUCUAUUAGAACAGUUGAAACAGCAGCCAUCAGUUGAUGUUACUAAAACACUACUUCAAUGUUUCAAUGUUGUCUCUCGCCAACUUCAACGUGCGCCUCAUUGUAUUACUCCAGUCCUUCGACUAUUGAUAUCAAUUGCAUACAGCCCAGCGUCAAAUAAUACUGAAGAAGAUGACGUUGUAGAGUUGGUUAUUCAAGUAUUAGAAACACUGAUACGACGAUGUCCUAGAGCAGUUGCACCUGCACUACCUGAACUUAUCAGUCUUCUGUGUGAACGUCUCCAAUACGAUCCAAAUUAUGAUUAUGGUCUAGCAGAGGAUGGAGAUGAUCAGAUGGGUGGUGAUGCCAGUGAUAAUGAUUUCGAUGAAGAUGAUGACGACGAGGAUGGUGAAUAUUCAGAUGAUGAAGAUCUCUCAUGGAAAGUUAGACGUGCUGCAGCUCGUGCUCUAGAAGCGAUUAUUUUAGUGUAUAAUGAAAUGACUGCAGAUUUCUAUGUGUCUAUCGCUCCACUACUCAUCAAACAAUUUAAUGAACGUAAAGAAUUUGUCCGUUUAGCGAGACAACAUUGGAAGAAUUACGCGUGCAAUUACAAGAUCCAAAUAGUGCUCAAUCUCGAUUAUUGGCCUUAUUGCCUACAAUAUAUCGUGGUAUAG